Geodia barretti is the source of this 1232-nucleotide messenger RNA. The record is from the annotation of a GenBank genome assembly. Lineage: Eukaryota; Metazoa; Porifera; Demospongiae; Tetractinellida; Geodiidae.
AGGAGAAGAGUGUGUGGUGAGUGUGGAGUGGAGCGAGGCCAGUCGUCAGUUGUGGUGGCUCUGUGUCUCAGUAUGUGUUGACCCUGACUCCACCCACCUCUGAUUGCCAGUCGGGAUCUAACAACUGCGAGCUAGUGACCGACAGGACACGGCUCGAUCUGACUCUGAGUGAAAACAACAACUAUUCCCUCACAGUUAGACCUGAUACCUGCGGCAAUGCGGUUCAAGGACCAGAGAGUAUUCCCCUGUCUAUUAGCCUCACUGGUCAGUGGAUGAGUCAGUGUUGUAUCUAAGAGAAUUGACUUGUUUUCUUAAUGGGCCACAGAUAUGAACAUAGAAAGAUGUGCAGUUCAGAAGAGGUUCAACCCGAAUGAUGGGACAUUGGAAUCAGUACAGUUGACGGAUCUGGGGCCAGAGUACACAGUGGUGAUAGAGGAUGGUGUGGGGUCUAGAGUGAGGGAGAGAGUGGGAGCUCUCAACUGUAGCUCCACUCAAUGCAGCCACACCUACUACCCAGCAGUCGGCAGUAGAGGGGAGUUUGGAGUGUCUGUGGAGACUGCUGGCUGUGUGACUAGACAGACAGUGUGUCUGGAGAGACCAGUCUAUUGUUCAUUGAGGGACUUGUCUCCCUCUCUGGUUGAGGAGAACAGAGUGUGUGGGUCAGUGAGUGGUGGUGGGGUGUGUUACAGUGGAGACAGUGUAGGAUCAGUGGCAGUCUACUUCUGUGAUGAUGGCUAUAGUCUAGAGGGAGACACUACCAGAGAAUGUCUGUCUAGUGGCCUCUGGAAUGGUACCACUCCUCAAUGUGUGGAGACAGAAGAACCUGAUGAUAUCAGUAAGACAACAGCCAUAGUCAUCGGUGUGGUGUGCAGUGCUGCAUUUCUAACUAUUGGAGUUCUACUGGGAGUGGUGGGACUGUACCUCGUACAGAGAGUGAGGGGAAGGUCGUCUGGCCCCACCUCCUCUCUCCCCCUCCCCUCCCUCCAAACAAUCCUCCUAGAAGAUACGUUCAGACUGUUGUUAUGACAGAGCGUGAAACACCAGCCGAUGUCACACAGCAGACUAUGGAUGACUAUGAACCCAUGCGUAGUAGUGGAUCCUCCAUACCACCAGAGAGUACGGCACAGCAGACUUCAGGAGAUUAUGAAGAACCUGUGCAUACUAGUGAAGAUUUUGCCACAUCACAAAAACCUAUAUAUGAGCCAGUGUAUUACUAAAGCAUUUUAUACAAG